Molecule: messenger RNA, 2148 nt
Organism: Archocentrus centrarchus (flier cichlid)
Lineage: Eukaryota; Metazoa; Chordata; Actinopteri; Cichliformes; Cichlidae
Product: neurogenic locus notch homolog protein 1
Exons: 8
Coding region: 1-1281 (426 amino acids)
Biological process (GO): axon guidance; Notch signaling pathway
Cellular component (GO): plasma membrane; signaling receptor complex; cell surface
Molecular function (GO): calcium ion binding
Source: RefSeq, a predicted model, not a curated record
AUGGGAAUACUUUCUCUCACCCAUCUCUCUCUCUGUGUUGGAUUUACUCUUUUCUUGGAUAUUUAUUUCAAGACAACACCUGGAGGAGGAGGUCUGAAAUACUCCCUACCCACUGAAUCAUGCCUAAAUGGAGGAAGAUGUGAAGCCACCACAAAUGGAAAUGGUGAAUGCAAGUGUGCCAGUGACUACAUAGGCAGUCGAUGCCAGUACACAAAUCCCUGCAGUCCGUCACCAUGCCGCAACGGUGGCGAAUGCCAUGCUGUUUCCCAUGGCAAUACGUUCGAUUUCCGCUGCGUGUGCCGCCUGGGUUUCACUGACCGGCUGUGUCUGACCCCCACCAACCAUGCCUGCAUGAGCUCCCCCUGUCGCAAUGGAGGGACAUGUCAUCUCACUGCCCUCAAUGCCUACCGCUGUGACUGUCCACCUGGAUGGUCUGGUAAAACCUGCCAGGUUGCCAACCCAUGUGCUUCCAAUCCAUGUGCAAAUGGUGGCCUGUGCUCAGCCUUCGAUUCAGCCUAUAUCUGUAAAUGCCCACGCGCCUUUACUGGUCAAACCUGCAAGCAAGACGUAAACGAGUGUGCCCAGACCCCCUCUCCAUGUCUCAAUGGUGGCGUAUGCGUCAAUGAGGUGGGCUCAUACCACUGCCGUUGUCCUCAAGAGUAUACAGGCCAGCACUGUGAGAACCCUUACCUGCCAUGCAGUCCCUCACCAUGCCAGAAUGGCGGCACUUGUAUCCAGAAGGGGGACACCACUUACGACUGUAGCUGUCUUCCAGGCUUCACAGGCCACCACUGUGAGCAUAAUAUCGAUGACUGUCCAGGCCACAACUGCCAGAAUGGUGGUGUUUGUGUAGACGGGGUGAACACCUACAAUUGCAGAUGCCCACCUCAUUACACAGGUCAAUACUGCACAGAAAAUGUGGACGAGUGUGAGCUCAUGCCCAAUGCAUGCCAGAAUGGCGGGACAUGCCAUGACAUGCACGGUGGCUAUCACUGCGUCUGUGUCCAUGGGUGGACGGGCGACGACUGCAGCGAGAACAUCGACGACUGUGCCAGUGCAGCUUGUCAUCAUGGUGCCACCUGCCAUGACCGCGUGGCCUCGUUCUUCUGCGAGUGUCCUCAUGGACGCACAGGUCUGUUGUGCCACCUUGAUGAUGCGUGCAUCAGCAACCCAUGCCAAAAGGGCUCCAACUGUGACACCAACCCAGUUAAUGGCAAGGCAAUAUGCACCUGUCCCCCAGGUUAUACUGGAUCAGCCUGCAACCUGGAUAUUGCACUAUAGUAUCAUCCACGCAAAACCCACUUUCUUAUUAUUUCUUAUUAUUGCACUUUAUUAUUAUUGUACACGUAUGUACACGCAAACUGCAACACAAUUUUAAUGCACUUAAAGAGGCAUAAAUCGGGACUCCUGACUCUAAUAAUGACAGGUAUGCCUCAAGACAUAUCGACAUACUAAGUUAUGUGCGCAAAAAAACUCUGUAAUAGUGAGGUAUUAUAAUAGACUACCAUUAUAGAGUACUUGUGCCAGUAGUUCUGCAAAUAAAGAGCGCAAAUAGGCAUGUGUCCACUUGGGAGCACUAUAGUAUCAUCCACGCAAACCCCACUUUCUUAUUAUUGGUAAAGCAUGCAGACAUGAGCCACUGAAAUUUACAUGUGGCAGUCUGUUUAAAUACCAGGUUCCUUUCCACCUGAAGUCAAAUAAAACUUAAAUAUAAGGUGAUUUUGUCUUACUGAAUACACUCCCGUCAGAGUCAAAAUCUCAAAUAAACUUUAUUGUUAGUUCUGCAAUAUGUACAGGACACACACAGGAUCAAAAUGUCAUUUCCCCCUGACCCAUGGCAUGUAGCUACAAUCAAUCAAAAUAAAAUGAAACAGAGAGCUAUAAGAAUGUGAGAUACAGAUAUGAAAACAUAUAUGGGGCAUCAAAGUACGACUGUGAAUUGCACAAGAUAUAUAUACAAUUAUUGAUGUCUGUGUAAAAAAAAAAAAAGGCAUGAGGUGUAUGAGGUUAUUCUCAAAAUUAUAUAAAUCAUUGCAAGUCUAUGUACAUUACAGUGCAAGUGAGCAAACAUCAGUAUGAGACAGAAUGUGUAAACAGCAACAAUAUUGUCUUCUGUACACAACAGCAGCAUUAAAGUCCUUUAUGUAA